Arachis stenosperma is the source of this 1712-nucleotide messenger RNA. RefSeq names its product glucan endo-1,3-beta-glucosidase 7-like. The transcript has 2 exons. The record is from RefSeq and is a predicted model, not a curated record. Gene Ontology annotation, cellular component: plasma membrane. Gene Ontology annotation, biological process: carbohydrate metabolic process. Gene Ontology annotation, molecular function: hydrolase activity, hydrolyzing O-glycosyl compounds. Lineage: Eukaryota; Viridiplantae; Streptophyta; Magnoliopsida; Fabales; Fabaceae. The coding region runs from base 42 to 1418 and encodes 458 amino acids.
GCUACUCUCACACUCUUCUUUUUUGUUAGUUACAAAUUACAAUGGCACAUUCUCUUUCAUUCUUUUUUUUAUUAUUAAUCUUCACUCUUUCAAUCACUUCGGAAGCUGCACCUUCCAUCGGAAUCAACUAUGGCAGGGUGGCUAACGAUCUACCACCGCCUUCCAAGGUCGUGCAGCUUCUCAAGUCACAGGGAAUAACACGUGUCAAGCUCUACGACACCGACGCCACGGUCCUCUCGGCCCUCUCCAACACCGGAAUCAAGGUGGUUGUAGCCAUGCCUAACGAGCUUCUCUCCUCCACCGCCGGAGACCAGUCCUUCGCCGAUAACUGGGUGAAGGCCAACAUCUCAGCCUACCACCCUGCCACACAAAUCGAAGCCAUUGCCGUCGGAAACGAAGUCUUCGUGGACCCUAACAACACCACCAACUACCUCGUUCCCGCCAUGAACAACGUCUACAACUCCCUCAAGAAACUCAACCUCCACAACGACAUCAAAAUCUCAUCCCCGAUCGCACUCUCCGCUCUCUCCUCCUCAUACCCUACCUCCUCCGGUUCGUUCAAAUCAGACCUGGUCGAACCGGUCAUCAAGCCAAUGCUCGAGUUUCUCAGAAAAACCGGAUCCUACUUAAUGGUGAACGCGUACCCUUUCUUCGCGUACGCUGCUAACAGCGAUAAAAUCAAUCUCAGUUACGCGCUCUUCGAGAACAAUCCAGGGGUGGUUGAUUCCGGUAACGGUUUCAAGUAUAACAGUUUGUUCGACGCGCAAGUCGAUGCGGUGAAUGCUGCCACGUCAGCACUCCAAUACGGCGACGUAAAGAUUGUCGUUUCAGAAACGGGUUGGCCUUCCAAAGGGGAUUCCAAUGAGAUUGGAGCGAGUGAAGCCAAUGCGGCGUCGUAUAAUGGAAAUCUCGUUAAGCGUGUUUUGAAUGGGAGUGGGACCCCCUUAAGGCCCAAUGACCCACUUACCGUUUUUCUAUUCGCGCUUUUUAACGAGAACCAGAAGCCCGGGCCUACUUCCGAGAGGAAUUACGGCCUUUUUUAUCCAACCGAGCAGAAGGUUUAUGAUAUUCCUCUUACCGUGGCGGAGGUGGCGGCGGCGCCGUCGUCUGAGGUCGGGAAGAGUCUGGUGCCGACGAAGGGAGGCACGUGGUGUGUGGCGAACGGUGGUGCUGGGGCGGAGAAGCUUCAGGCGGCGCUUGAUUAUGCUUGUGGAGAGGGUGGUGCUGAUUGCGCUCCGAUUCAGAAGGGUGCCACGUGUUACGAUCCUAACACGUUGGAGGCGCACGCUUCGUAUGCUUUUAACAGUUACUAUCAGAAGAUGUCACGUGGCUCUGGCACGUGCGAUUUUGGCGGUGCUGCUUAUGUUGUUACGCAACCUCCUAGAUUUGGGAAGUGUGAAUUCCCCACUGGAUACUGAAGACGAAGAAUGGAGUUGGAUUAUUAGGUUAAGAUGAUUAGAUUUAUUAUUAUUAGGCAUUUAUUUUUGUAGGUCACUUGUUCUUUUCCACGGUAGCGUUGGGUUUUGGUGGCUGAGAAACUUGCGUUACUACUUUGAUAGCUUUGUUAUUUUUUCUUUGUAUUUAUGAAUAAAUAUUCAUGAGUAGUUCGGAGGAUUAUCUGUUUCGUUGACUCCAUUAUCAUUUGUUUGUAAUUAUCUGCUAUCUAAAUUUAUUAUUUAAUUAAUGGGAUAUCAUAGAAUACAUUUCAUUCA